GAUCAAGCACUAGGUCAGUACGGUUCCUACACAACAAACAAAGGAAAGGAAGCGAGAAAAAGAACGGGAAGAAGAUGUCGAAGUCGGUGAUCGAGCACGAGGUGGUGGGGCAUCACGACAUCCUGCGCUUCGGUCUGCACGCUGUGAAGGGCGACAUCGUGGGAUCCCACCCUCUUCAAUCACUUCGCGAUUCUAAGAGUAGAAUUUCGGAGGAAAAGAAGCGCAUGGGGUUGGAUUUUGCCUAUGGAUCAGCUUUCAAUCUGAGGAAUGAUUUCGAUGCUCAAAUUCUAUCCAGAUUCCAUAGACCUGGAGCAUUGCCAUCCUCCAUGCUAGGUUUCGAGGCUUUUACUGGUGGAUUAGACGAAUUUGCCUUUGAGGACUACCUCAAUUUGCCACAAGAUUCAGAAUCCAUCAGACCAUCAGACUUGCAUCACAGUAUGGAAGUUCGCCUUGGCAUAACAAAGGGACCUGUGUGCCCAAGUUUCACCUAGAUCACUCGUCUUUGUUGUGGUUAAAUUUGCUUAAUGAAUCUGUCUGAAGACUCAAUUUGGUUGCUGCAACUACCUUUUCUUUUCAAGUGGUCGAGAGACAUGUUGUGUAAUGUUGCUCGAAAAUUAUCUUAUGUCGUGAGCUAAAUGAACUUAUUUAAAUUUUGGAAAAUCAUCUUAUGAUCACAA
Messenger RNA from Zingiber officinale, 677 nucleotides. RefSeq names its product cyclin-B1-2-like. The record is from RefSeq and is a predicted model, not a curated record. The coding region runs from base 75 to 491 and encodes 138 amino acids. Gene Ontology annotation, cellular component: nucleus; cytoplasm. The transcript has 4 exons. NCBI's taxonomy places the organism in Eukaryota, Viridiplantae, Streptophyta, Magnoliopsida, Zingiberales, Zingiberaceae. Gene Ontology annotation, biological process: proteasome assembly.